Messenger RNA from Musca domestica (house fly), 4783 nucleotides. It is a transcript of the gene kat-60L1, whose product is annotated as katanin p60 ATPase-containing subunit A1. The transcript has 4 exons. Gene Ontology annotation, cellular component: microtubule cytoskeleton. Gene Ontology annotation, biological process: microtubule severing. The coding region runs from base 331 to 2421 and encodes 696 amino acids. Gene Ontology annotation, molecular function: ATP hydrolysis activity; microtubule severing ATPase activity; microtubule binding. NCBI's taxonomy places the organism in Eukaryota, Metazoa, Arthropoda, Insecta, Diptera, Muscidae. The record is from RefSeq and is a predicted model, not a curated record.
CAUGUUUCCAUUUACGAUAAUAUAGAAAUAAUACGAACAAAAAACACGCUCACAAACUGAGAACAAAGCGAGCUAAACAUCCUAGACGACUUGUGCGUUUGGCUAAACCAUCCGCCAGUCAGUGGUCAGUUUGAAAACUACCCUCACAAAUAACGGACGUACAUGAUUCGCGAACAAUAACGGGGAAAACACGGGUGACUAGAAAGCAAUCAAAAGAAAUAAGUUAAUGAAAUAAUUAAAAAAAUAAUUAUUUGCAAAAAAAAUUCUCAAUGUGAACAAAAACAAGUGUCUGUGAGAAAAAGAAGAAGAAGAAUUUCGAGAGUGGUCGCCAUGUUUAAUGCCAAUACCCAAAAUUGGUUCGGUUUGAAUCAUCAUGACUCGGCAUUGGUCAGUCAUCAUAAUCAUCCUGGAACAAAUAUGACAGCCGCUAAUAAUUUACACCAGCUCAACGGGAAUCAUGCCCCUCAUCCACAUUCCCAGUAUCAGCAUGCCUACCAUCAUCCGGCACAGCAAGCAACACCACCGCCACCCUCACAACAGCCACCACCGCCGCCGCCGUCCACAUCGCAACAAUCUUCAAAUAUGUAUUUACGUAAACGUUCCUUGGUCUCCAAUUCGAAUCCUGCCCUGGAUCGUGUUGGCCCCUCCAAUGCCAUGGCAACAACAACCGCGGCAACAGCAGCUCCGGCUCCAUCGGAUUUUCAAGUGGAAUAUGAAGUUGCUGUGCCAUUGGUUUCGGCGUAUCGUCAUACGCCAUAUCACUCCUUGUGGGAUUUACAUGAAUGCACAUCAUCAGCGCCUCCAACAGGACUCUCACACAUGGCACGCAUGAUGGAUUCACUGAUAUUGGAUCAAUAUCCACCAUUCGCUUUUACCAAAAUCACAACAACUCACAGACCGACAAAAACGGGUAAGAAGACCGAAACCACAAGAACGACAUCGAUGAGUGGAUUGGUGCCGUCACAGUCUUCAUCGAGCAUUGGAACCAUGAGGCUUAAGAGUCGUAUUCCCACACAAGUAUCACCGCAACCGAGAACGAAUACAAAUUUACCACCCGCCAAUGCGGCCGGGCCGAAUCCAAAUCCAUUACAACAUGCUAAUUCCACCACUUUCAAUACACACAACGAUAAUCGAUGGAUUUCUUCGUUGCGACGCCGUGAUCCCGAGCUGCAGCCCACAUUGCCAUCGAUAAAUCUCAGCCAUCAUGGUAGCUCCCACAAUGUGGCCACAGCUGGUCUAACCGAACGCGGCGAGAAGCGUAACUCACGUUCGUUGAAAACUGCCACCAUGCCAAAUCGUAAAAGCCGCUCCGUGGAAAGGGUACGGGCCCGCAAACUAAUGGUCAAUUCACAGAUAAAACCCAAGGAGAAAAUGAAAAAGAAUUCCAUUGAUGAAAACUCCAAUUCGGAUGAUCAAGAAGCUACCUCAUUAGAAGAGAAUUCCACAUCACAGAGUACACCUAAGAAUUCACCGAAAACUUCCACAAAGGCGAAAACAUUUUCACCGGCCGGCUAUGAGCCGCACUUGGUGGACACGUUGGAGAAGGAUAUUCUGCAAAAGAAUCCCGGGGUCAAGUGGACCGAUGUGGCCGGCUUGAAUGAGGCCAAGUCAAUUCUACAAGAGGCAGUGGUAUUACCCAUAAUAAUGCCAGAUUUCUUUAAGGGUAUCCGUAGACCAUGGCGCGGUGUUUUGAUGGUUGGUCCACCCGGAACGGGAAAAACCAUGCUGGCAAAGGCUGUGGCCACGGAAUGUGGUACGACAUUCUUUAAUGUAUCCUCCUCAACGUUGACUUCCAAGUAUCGUGGUGAAAGUGAGAAAUUGGUGAGAUUGCUCUUCGAAAUGGCACGGUUUUAUGCUCCCAGUACAAUAUUCAUUGAUGAGAUUGAUGCUUUGUGUUCGGCAAGGCGCAGCGAUUCGGAACAUGAGGCCAGUAGACGUUUUAAAGCUGAGCUAUUGAUACAAAUGGAUGGUUUGAAUGUCACCAUGCAAGAGGAUAAAAUUAUUAUGGUAUUGGCCGCCACAAAUCAUCCAUGGGAUAUCGAUGAGGCAUUCCGCCGAAGGUUUGAGAAAAGGAUAUAUAUUUCAUUGCCCAAUGAGGACACCCGUUCGGCAUUGUUGAAACUCUGCCUGAAAGAUGUAAAUCUCAGUCCCACACUAGACACCAAUACAAUUGCCGAUCAGAUGAAAGGUUAUUCGGGUUUUGAUAUCAGCAACGUUUGCCGUGAUGCUGCCAUGAUGCCGAUGCGUCGUCAAAUAUUUGGUCGUACACCCGAUGAAAUACGUCAAAUACGUCGUGAAGAUGUUGACUUGCCCAUCACGCUGCAAGAUUUUCAAGAUGCAAUGCAGCGUACGAAGAAAACCGUAUCCAUAGAUGAUGUUAAUCGUUUUGAAAAAUGGAUGGAAGAAUAUGGAUCGUGUUAAUUGGAAAGAUAGAUGGAUGGAAAACUCCAAAAAUAUAUCAAAACCAAAAAUUUGGGGUCAUGAACACAAUGCUGCUUUUCUUUGGCAGGAGAAAAAGUAUGACAACACUGAUUUGGCGACCUAGAAAUAAAACUCUUCUUGGGCACCAAUUGAGUGCUGUGACAUAUUUUUUACCAAAUUCGAUAAACUUUUUAAAAAAAAUUGAGCUUCAUUGUGUUUGUGCCUUAUAAGAUUGCUCAUAUACACAGUUGAACAAAGGGUGUCCAUAAUUUGGGUACAAUUUUAUAAAUCAUGUUGCUUCGUAAGGCACUGGUAUAUUUAUGAAAUAUUCAGCCCAAUCAUAAAUAACAAUUUCGUUCGGAAUUUUUCUCUUUCCCCUUUUUUGCUAUCAUAAACAAAAAUUUAUCUCCACAUCUAACUCCGAGGGGGAAAGGUGCAAGUACAUAAAAAGCUUGAAGUCAUGGCUAGGCAUAUUAAUGUCAAAUUAUAAUGGAAAACGACUGCAGGAUUUUAGUGCGGCUCUGUAAUCCCUAGCCAUGACUUCAAGCUUCUUAUGUACUUGUACCUUAGGGCUUUUUUGACUGGCUUAAGUCAUCAGCUGUCUUCUUCGAAAAGUAAGAGAGGAGUUUUAGGUUUACUUAAUUCGAUUUCGGCCCUAGGCUCCUUUGUUCUUCUCCGAAGAACCCAGCCGAUGUCUUAAGCUAGUCAGAAAUGCGUUUUAUGUAUUUUCACCUUAAACUUAUAAUCUUCCUUAAAACUGAAGAAAAUUUUCAAAGAAAUUAAAAUAUUUCUCAAAAAAAUAUAUAUUUUUCAACAAUUUUUAAAAAUUGCAAUAAUUUUUCAUUCAACAUUUUCAAUUGCAAAAUCGAUUUCAUGCCAUGUUUACGUUAGAACUUUUUGUAGGGUUAACCUUCUUUGAGAGGAUUUAUUUGAAGUAAAAGUAAUGGAUAUGACAAUUUAAAUCCAAAUCCAGUGGGUUAACCCUCAUAUAUAUAAACGUACUAUAACUGUUCAUUGUCCCAACAGCUGUGUAGAUGCGACUACCUUUAUUCUUCUACCAUGGUUUGCAUCAAUCCGUACAAAUAGGGUUCGCAAAGUUCGAGAAAGGCCAAUUCGCGUUGACAUCUUCGCAAAUUAUUUCUCCUCAAAAUUUCAUGAUUGGAAGCAUGGUAGAAGAAUAUAGGUAGACGCAUCGACACAGCUGCUGAAACAAUGAACUGUCAAACCAAUUUUGGAAUUGAAAAUGUUGAAUGAAAAGUUAUUUAAAUUUGUAAAAAUUGUUGAAAGACGCGAAUUAUAAUAGCCUCCCAUUGACGUAGUUUAAGAAAACAUAUCAAAAUCUACUUAUAUUUGAAAAAACAUUUAAUUUUUUUUGACAUAUCAAUGCUCCCAAGCGUUGAUGCAUCUACCUGUAUUCUUCUGCCAUGAUUGGAAGAAUUACUUCGUAAAGUUUACGAAAUAAAUGCUUCCCGAGGAGAUAUUCAUGAUUGGGCUGACGGUAAAGCCUACUGGCAUGGCUUCAUGCAUUUUAUCGACGCUACGUUUUUCAAAUCGCUCUUCGUCGAUAAAACAACGAACGAUACUAGGAAAACUCUUAGAUUUCUGGUGUUGUCUGGAAAAUAUUCUCAAAAUUUUACAAUUGUUUCGAAAUAAAAAUUAUACCCAAUUUUUGGACACCCUUUUGUAUGUAUCUAGGAUAAGAAAUUCACCUUUAAUUUGAAAGUUUAGCUCAAUAGGUUUACACCUUGGCAAUGCGAUUUCAAAUCAGGUAUAUUUAAAAAAUGUACGGUUUAUAAAAUAAUUAUUAUUAAACGUUUGGUUAUGUUGAAAAUGAUUCCACAUUUUUUGCUUUUAUAGGAAAAGUAUCGAAAAAAGGUUUCAUAUAAUUGAGAAUCUGUGGAAACUGAAGGACAGUUUACACACCAUGUUAGAGUCAUAUGCAAAGUAAAUUCCUCCUUUUUUAUAUAAACCGUUUUUAUAUCUUUCUUUUAAAUAUCAAAUUUGUAAACAUUUUUGAAAAACCCAUUUUAUAAUAACUUCCGAUUGACGUAGUAUGAGAAAACAUAUAAAAAUCUGCUUAUAUUUGAAAAUGGUAAAUAUAAAUUGGAAAACAAGUCACUUUUUAUAUGACUUUAACAUGAUGUGUAAACUGUACCUAUGUGAUCGUGAUAUCAAAAUGUCCUGUAACUUUAAUUUGGAAAAUUUAGUUGUGAUUUUUGUUUUUGUUGCAUUUUUCUGAUGUCAUUGCGAAAUAUACGAUAUUUUUUAUAUCAAAUAAUUUAAUAUUAGACUUCCAUAGUGCUAUGAUGAAACUCCCCAUAAAUAUAUAAAAUUGUAUUUUUUUGCACAAUAUCUUAUAAAA